This is a messenger RNA of Linepithema humile (Argentine ant), 473 nucleotides long. The record is from RefSeq and is a predicted model, not a curated record. NCBI's taxonomy places the organism in Eukaryota, Metazoa, Arthropoda, Insecta, Hymenoptera, Formicidae.
AUGACGCUACAAAUGAUGUCUAUUUUUCUAUUUGUCAUAGGAAAUUGUUGCAUAUUUUAUACAUCGCUACUAAGAAAUAGAGUUACAAUUAUACAAGUCUUAGAUAGCUUGAUAAAUUAUUUCUGGACUAUCCUAUGUAACAUAAAAUUUCUCAUAAUAAAUUAUGUUUGUCAGAUUGUCUAUGAGAAGGAGAAUGAAGCAAUCAUAAUUCUUUACAAAUUAUCUAACGACAGUUUCGACAAAGACUUACGCGAGCAAGCUCUACAAUUUAUAUUACAAAUAAAACAGAGAAAAGUUCAGUUUUCUGGUAUGGGGCUUUUUUACUUUGGUAACAAUUUUAUUCGUCGGUUCUACAAAUCAGUCUUGACUGUCUUUGUGAUUAUAAUACAGAUGCAUAUAACUUUUACGUAUGAUGAUGUAAUCCCUACUAAUUCAUCUACUAACAGUAAAUAAACGUAAUAAUAAAGUACGUA